This is a messenger RNA of Phaedon cochleariae (mustard beetle), 6896 nucleotides long. The record is from the annotation of a GenBank genome assembly. NCBI's taxonomy places the organism in Eukaryota, Metazoa, Arthropoda, Insecta, Coleoptera, Chrysomelidae.
AAACUUCUCAUCUUGCGAUGCUAUGCCAUUUACUGGAAUGUCUUUUGACAGUGCAAAAUACACCUGUUGAUUGCCCCAAAGAAUGGUACGAAUUAUAUUUCGUGUUUUGUUGCGUUUGGGCAUUUGGUUCAGCGAUGUUUCAGGAACAGGCAACAGAUUAUAGAGUUGAAUUCACAAAGUGGUGGGUGAAUGAAUUCAAAACAGUAAAAUUUCCACCAGGCGGGACAAUUUUCGAUUAUUUCAUCGAUAGCGAAACCAAACAGUUCGCACCGUGGACAGACAUUUUGGGCCGAUUCGAACUGGAUCCAGAUAUACCACUGCAGGCUGUUCUGGUCCAUACCACAGAAUCCAUCAGAAUAAGAUAUUUCCUUGAUCUGCUCAUGGUUAAACGUCAUCCAGUUAUGCUGGUAGGUAAUGCUGGAUGUGGAAAAACGGUGUUGGUCAGUGAAAAACUGGCUUCUUUGUCUGACAACUACGCAGUUACCAAUGUACCCUUCAACUUUUACACGAGCUCUGAGAUGUUGCAAAAAAUACUGGAAAAACCUCUGGAAAAGAAAGCAGGAAGAAACUAUGGACCGCCAGGCAAUAAGACUCUGAUAUACUUUAUUGAUGAUAUGAACAUGCCAGAGGUAGAUGGUUAUGGAACAGUACAGCCGCAUACGUUGAUUCGGCAGCAUUUGGACUAUAGGCACUGGUAUGAUAGGAAUCGUUUGACUCUCAAGGAAAUUCAUAACUGCCAGUACAUAUCCUGCAUGAAUCCAACAGCUGGCAGUUUCAGUAUAAACCCGAGACUUCAAAGACACUUCUGUGUUUUCGCCAUUAGCUUUCCUGGAACUGAAGCACUCACUUCGAUAUAUCAUUCGAUACUGAGUCAACAUCUUUCUAAUCCAGAAUACAAAUUUCCAUCAUUCAUAGUGAAAUUAUCAGAAAAUGUUGUAGCAGCUACAGUAGCACUGCACCAUAAAGCGCUACAGAUUUUUCUACCGACUGCAGUGAAGUUUCAUUACAUCUUCAAUUUGAGAGAUAUAUCUAAUGUUUUUCAGGUAAUAUGAGUUCAAAAAACUGAAUAUCUUGGAGUAUAAUGCAGAUUUCAAAUCUUCCAGGGUAUUCUUUUCAGUACGAAUGAUUGUUUGAUGCAACCAACAGAUCUGGUACGGUUGUGGUUACACGAAUGCCAAAGAGUUUACGGUGAUAAACUAACCGAGGAAAAAGACAUCGACGCUUUCUCGAAACUACAGAUGGAUACAUUCAAAAAGAAUUUCGAGGAAAUAGACGAAUCAAUCGUCUUUGAAAAACCAAAUAUUUACUGUCAUUUCGCUGGCGGUAUCGGUGAACCAAAAUAUAUGCCCAUCAAAAAAUGGACUACAUUGAAUAAACUCGUGAAUGAAGCUAUGUCUAGCUAUAAUGAUUUGGUAGCAGCUAUCAACUUAGUAUUAUUUGAAGAUGCAAUGAUGCACAUUUGCAGAAUAAAUAGAAUUUUGGAGUCUCCACGUGGUAGUGCCCUUCUAGUAGGUGUAGGAGGGAGUGGUAAGCAAUCGUUAUCAAGAUUAGCUGCCUUUAUAUCUUCUUUAGAAGUAGCCCAAAUCCAAUUGAAGAAAGGCUAUGGUGUUCAAGAUUUACGAAAAGAAAUGUCCACUUUAUAUCUCAAAAGUGGGUUGAAGAACGUUGGAAUAAUGUUUCUCAUGACUGAUGCCCAGGUUCCAAAUGAGCAAUUCUUAGUUCUCAUCAACGAUAUGUUAGCAUCGGGGGAAAUACCCGAUAUGUUUCCCGAUGACGAAAUUGAAAACAUAAUAGCUGGAGUGAGGAAUGAAGUGAAGGGAGCAGGAAUGUUGGACACAAGAGAAAAUUGUUGGAAGUUUUUCAUUGACCGUGUCAGAAGGCAACUCAAAAUUGUUUUGUGCUUUUCUCCAGUCGGAUCUACUCUUCGAAUCCGCUCUAGGAAAUUUCCUGCUAUCAUAAAUUGUACUCAAGUGAACUGGUUCCACGAGUGGCCGCAAGAAGCGCUAGUAUCGGUGGCUUUGAGGUUCUUGGAGGAAAUCAAAGUUUUACCGGAAGAGCUACGUGACUCUUCGGCUCGGUUUAUGGCCUAUGCUCAUACGUCAGUCAACACAAUCUCAAAAACGUUCCUUCAAAACGAGAGGCGAUACAACUAUACAACCCCAAAAUCCUAUUUAGAACAGAUUACAUUAUACUCCAAACUACUUUACAGACAAUGCGAAGAUCUACAAUGCAAAGUUCAAAGAUUAGAAAACGGUUUGGCGAAAUUGAGAAGCACUGCAACUCAGGUAGAAGAGUUGAAGAAAAAAUUAGCAAUUCAGGAAGUGGAAUUGAAAGAGAAAAACGAUGCGGCAGAUAGGCUGAUAGAAAUAGUGGGAGUAGAAACGGAAAAGGUUUCGAUAGAGAAAAACCUAGCCGAUGAAGAGGAAGAAAAAGUUGCUGUUAUAGCCGACGAAGUCAGCAAGAAGCAAAGAGAUUGCGAAGAAGACUUGCUAAAAGCAGAACCUGCUCUACAAGCCGCACAAGAAGCGCUGAAUACAUUGAAUAAGGCUAAUCUAACAGAGCUGAAAUCGUUUGGAUCUCCGCCAGGUGCUGUUACGAACGUCACAGCAGCAGUUAUGGUACUGCUCGCACCUGGAGGAAAGAUACCCAAAGAUAGGAGUUGGAAAGCUGCAAAAAUAGUGAUGGCUAAGGUUGAUUCUUUCCUUGAUGCUCUGAUAACUUAUGAUAAAGAAAACAUACAUCCUGAAGUGAUCAAAGCUAUAGAGCCGUAUCUGAAAGAUGCAGAAUUUGAACCUGAGCUCGUACGAUCUAAAUCUGGAGCAGCUGCUGGCCUGUGUGCUUGGGUAAUUAAUAUUAUUAAAUUCUAUGAAGUGUUUUGUGAUGUGGAACCAAAAAGAAAGGCAUUAGCAGCCGCGAAUGCUGAGUUGGCAGCUGCACAAGAGAAACUUGACUCUAUAAAGAAGAAAGUGGCGUCAUUGGAAGAGCAAUUGGCAAAGCUCACAGCUGACUUUGAGAAAGCCACUACUGAAAAACUUCUAUGCCAACAAGAAGCUGACGCUACUAACGCUACAAUUCAAUUGGCAAAUAGGCUUGUAGGUGGACUUGCUAGUGAAAAUGUUCGUUGGGCUGAAGCAGUGAACAGAUUCAUGGAGAAUGGGAAAAUGAUGCCAGGAGAUGUUCUCUUGACAACAGCAUUUAUUUCUUACGUAGGUUGUUUCACGAAGCAAUACCGACUAGAUCUACUGCAUAAAAUGUGGUUUCCUUUCCUUAAUAACUUAGAUCCAAAAGUACCGAUCACCGAAAACCUGGAUCCACUUUCGCUUCUUACUGAUGAUACUAUCGUGGCUAAAUGGCAUAAUGAAGGUUUACCAAGUGAUCGUAUGUCAACGGAGAAUGCAACGAUUCUAUCUACUUCUGAAAGAUGGCCUCUGAUGAUUGAUCCACAAUUACAAGGCAUCAAGUGGAUCAAACAACGUUACGGCGAUGAUUUGAAAGUAAUACGUUUGGGUCAAAAGAGUUACCUAGAUGUUAUAGAAAAGUGCAUAACCCAAGGAUCAAUCGUUUUAUUAGAGAAUAUUGAAGAAAAUGUUGAUCCUGUUUUGGAUACAUUACUGGGUAGGAAUUUGAUAAAAAAAGGAAAGGCGAUCAAAAUUGGUGACAAAGAAAUUGAAUACAAUCAAAAUUUCCGUCUCAUUCUCCACACCAAGCUAGCAAACCCUCACUACAAACCUGAGAUGCAAGCACAGGCGACCCUCAUCAAUUUCACAGUCACCAGGGAUGGACUAGAGGAUCAACUUUUAGCUGAAGUAGUGAAGGCAGAAAGACCAGACCUUGAAGAAUUGAAGGCUGAUUUAACGAAGCAACAGAACGACUUCAAAAUCAUACUGAAAUCUCUGGAAGAUGACUUGCUCUCGAGAUUGUCCUCAGCUGGUGGAAACCUGUUAGGGGACACAACUUUAGUUGAAAACUUAGAAACCACCAAACGUACAGCUGCUGAAAUAGAGGAGAAAGUAGCGGAGGCUAAAAUUACUUCUAAACAAAUUGAUCAAGCUAGAGAAUACUAUCGACCUGCUGCAGCCAGAGCUAGUUUACUUUAUUUUAUUUUGAAUGAACUUAAUACGAUCAAUCCAAUUUAUCAGUUUUCUCUCAAGGCUUUCAGUGUAGUUUUCCAAAAAGCAAUAGCUAAAGCAGACCCAGCUGACUCUGUAGCUGAACGGGUGAAUAACUUGAUAUCCUGCAUUUCUUUCUCAGUCUUUCAAUACACUACCAGAGGUCUUUUCGAAUGUGACAAGUUGAUUUUCGCUUCCCAGAUGACUUUCCAGAUCUUAUUGAUGAGCGAAGAAAUAAUCCCGGCUGAUCUGGAUUUCCUCUUACGGUUCCCAAUAAAGCCACAUGUUACUAGUCCAGUUGAUUUCUUAUCGAAUACUAGCUGGGGAGGCAUUUGCAGCUUAUCAACUAAGGACGAAUUCCGAAACCUAGACAGAGAUAUAGAAAAUUCGCCGAAGCGAUGGAAGAAACUGAUAGAAUGCGAAUGUCCGGAACGAGAAAAAUUUCCACAAGAAUGGAAAAGUAAAACUGCUCUGCAAAGACUAUGCAUGAUGAGAGCUUUCAGACCUGACAGGAUGAUAUAUGCGAUGAUGGCGUUUAUAGAAGAAAAAUUGGGAGCAAAAUACGUGGAGAACAAAACGGUGGAGUUUGAGAAGUCUUUCGAAGAAACCAGCCCGACUACUCCAAUAUUCUUUAUUUUGUCACCAGGCGUUAACCCGUUGAAAGAUGUUGAAGCGCUUGGAGAGAAGAUGGGUUUCACAAUGGAGAAGCAAAACUUUCAUAAUGUCAGUUUAGGUCAGGGUCAAGAAGUUGUUGCAGAAAAAGCGAUGGAAACAGGUGCAAAUCAUGGCCACUGGGUGGUGUUGCAAAACAUUCACCUGGUGAAAAAAUGGUUACCUUUGCUCGAAAAGAAUCUUGAGAAAUACGCUGAAGGCUCACACCCGGACUACAGAGUAUUCAUGAGUGCUGAACCCGCAGCAAGUGCAAGCGCUCAUAUCAUACCCCAGGGAAUCUUGGAAUCAUCGAUAAAAAUAACAAACGAACCGCCUACUGGUAUGCAAGCUAACCUUCACAAAGCAUUCUCAAAUUUCAAUCAAGAAACCCUAGAGCAGUGCGGCAAGGAGGCCGAAUUCAAGGUGAUUCUAUUUUCCCUAUGCUAUUUCCACGCAGUGGUAGCGGAACGCAGAAAGUUUGGACCGCAAGGGUGGAACAAGAUCUACCUCUUCAACGUCGGAGACCUCACUAUAAGCGUGUUUGUGCUUUUCAACUACCUUGAGGCGAACUCCAAGGUUCCUUGGGAAGAUCUGAGAUACUUGUUUGGUGAAAUCAUGUAUGGAGGACACAUCACUGAUGACUGGGACAGGAGAUUGUGCAUUACUUAUCUAGAAGAAUUAUUACAACCCGAUUUAGUAGAUGGUGAACUGAUGCUAGCUCCUGGUUUUGCUGCACCACCUAAUACUGAUUACGUUGGCUAUCACACAUAUAUAGAUGACAUGAUGCCAGCUGAAUCACCGAACUUAUACGGACUCCACCCAAAUGCUGAAAUAGGUUUUCUGACUACGACAGCUGAUAAUCUAUUCCGCACAGUUUUCGAAAUGCAACCAAGGGAUGGUGGAUCAUCCGGUGGUGCAACAAUUUCGAGAGAAGAUAAAGUGAAGCAAAUGGUAGAUGAGAUGAUGGAGAAGCUACCAGAGGAUUUCAACAUGGUUGAAAUAAUGGGAAAAGUGGAAGAAAGAACGCCGUAUGUCAUUGUGGCUUUCCAAGAAUGUGAGAGAAUGAAUUAUCUGACGGGGGAAGUUAAAAGAUCUCUCAAAGAGCUAGAGCUAGGGAUCAAGGGAGAACUCACUAUAACAUCUGACAUGGAGGAUUUAGAAAAUGCUUUGUUUCUUGAUCAAGUGCCACCAGUUUGGACUCUGAGAGCAUACCCUUCCUUACUGGGUCUAACAGCAUGGUUCAUGGAUCUGUUAUUGCGGAUCAGGGAACUUGAAACAUGGUCCACAGACUUUGUGCUCCCUGCUUCAGUUUGGUUGGGUGGAUUUUUCAAUCCUCAAUCAUUACUGACGGCUAUAAUGCAAAGUACUGCCAGAAGAAAUGAAUUACCUCUAGACAAAAUGUGCUUACAAUGUGAUGUUACUAAGAAACAGAAAGAGGAAUUCACGAGCGCUCCCAGGGAUGGAGCCUACAUCCAUGGUCUACACAUGGAAGGUGCAAGGUGGGACAUACAAACAGGUAUAAUAAUGGAUUCCCGACUGAAAGAGUUGUUUCCUGCUAUGCCUGUCAUCAAUGUGAGAGCUAUCACCCAGGACAAACAGGACUUGAGGAACAUGUACGAAUGUCCUGUGUACAAGACAAGGACCAGAGGUCCUACUUAUAUUUGGACGUUCAAUCUAAAAACCAAAGAUAAACCAGCCAAAUGGACAUUAGCUGGUGUUGCUUUAUUGUUACAGACUUAGAUAUUCAAUUUCAAUAAACCUUCUCGAAACUAUUUGACAUCUUUUCAUCACUAUGUAAAUUAUGUACAAUACCUAUCAUAAGUACCUAUACUAAUAUCAUGAUUAUCAGUGAAAGAUUCGUUAAGUGUCUUCAAAUAUAUAAAAUCGACAUAUAUACAAUACAUUUAAGAGCAAUAUUACAGAUUUUUUUGAUUAUUUUGAAAUGUCCGUUAAUGCUCUGGAUUGUCCAAUCUAUUUUUAUGAGGCUUCAGUGUCAGGAGAUCUGGAUCAAUUGAAAUAUCUGCAUCAGGAGAUGACAUCAGAGUCAAAUUUCCAGAACUUUCCAUAAUUCUAUUUUCUAAAUCAUCGCCAAGAAGAAUACUGUCCUCAAUCAUGCUAGUCUGCAUUGAAUGUGAU